AUGCGAGCUGGCGGAGGAUCAAUCAUGUGUUUUGACACCACUCGAUCGGCCGGCUACUCCAAUAUUGGUGAUGACAUUGAGCGAUCGCCCUGCUCGAGUGCUUAUGAGAUUCCAUCACCAGCAGCAUCAACUGGUUUGAUGGCCUGGAUAUGGAGCAGCAAAACACUUUCGCUCGAAUCUUUGACGAGAAGAAACGCCGCUAGACCU
This is a messenger RNA of Mesorhabditis belari, 207 nucleotides long. Lineage: Eukaryota; Metazoa; Nematoda; Chromadorea; Rhabditida; Rhabditidae. The record is from the annotation of a GenBank genome assembly.